Molecule: messenger RNA, 1910 nt
Organism: Hyaloscypha bicolor E
Lineage: Eukaryota; Fungi; Ascomycota; Leotiomycetes; Helotiales; Hyaloscyphaceae
Exons: 3
Coding region: 68-1861 (597 amino acids)
Source: RefSeq, a predicted model, not a curated record
CUUGAAUGGUUCGUGGACAAAUCUCGAAAUACCGAUAUAUCGACCGAACAUAUCCGAAAUACUCGCGAUGAAAAUCCUCAUCAAGCUCGUGAAGGCGUACCUGUUUUCAUCCGACUGGCCCAUGGCUUCGAAAUUCGAGGCUUGGAUUGAGUGGACCGCCGAUGUCGAGCUCUGCCAGCUCCUCUUCAAGGGUCUCUUUAAAUUCCCACACGCCGAGCCAGUGGAGGGGCGUCUGUAUCCGAACACUGAACGCCAGAGAGGCCGAAUCCCACUCGGAGUACCUCCCUCGAAUGCCGGUGGGCAAGGAACCCCCUCGGGCCCCGCAAGUACACGUUCCAGUCACACUGUGCAGCCCCCGCCCCGUGGUAAGAAGUCGUUCGCCGAAGCCACCCGUCGACCCGCUGGCGCCAAGCCCAACCAAGUGAAUAGGGGUCAGGGAACCGGCUCGAUCGUUGGCCCGAUGGCAGGCGUGAGUACCGGUGGAUCGAACAACCCUAGUCAGCGCAGACCUACCGGUCAAAGUGCUUCCACGUCCUCUAGACCCAGACAUCCCAAAUAUGUUCCCUUCGAUUACACCGCCGAGACUCCUCGACAACCCAGACCCAACCAUCAUCCGAUUGUUGAUGAAUCAGGCGAAUUCAUGUAUUCCGUCGACCUACAUGGGGCUCUUUGGAAGUUUGUCAUCCUCGACAAGAAGCGCACAGCCCUUGAUACCAUCGGAAAGUACUUUCGUGUCGUCCUCGAGGUCCAAAAGCACGAAAACGGUAUCACUUUGUGGGCGCAGCCUCCACUCGAGGACGAGGGCCGGUUCGCACAGUUCCAGCAUCGUCCACGCCCGCGCGUCGACCGAGAACUUUCGGACCCUGUUAAGCAUAACCUCGAACUUGCGUAUGACUUUUUGACCCAUUACAUGCAAGAAACACAAAUCUACACCCGGACCAAUAGGAAAGGCCCAAACAUCCUUGAUUUCUUCGAAUACUUCCUUGACCCAGCAUUCAAGCCGCUUAGAGCCCGGCUGGAACCAGAAGAGUUCGGCGAGGAUGACGAAGACGAGGAGGAGAAGGAGCGGGAGGCCAGCCAGACUCCACCAGCCUCCACCGCCGCCUCAAAGUCCGCACGAGGCCCAGCCCCUGCACAAGGACCACCACAGUCGAGUGUAGCUCAACCGCCGCGACGAGGCAAUGAAGCAACCAAGCCGGCUUCUAGCGCGGCUGGACGCCCAGCAACUCCAGCCCAGCGAGCUACUUCGACCGCUCCGACCGAUAGCGCGCAGAGCACAGCCAGCGAGCCAAAACCUUUCACUAGCAGACAAGUCAAGACAGAUGAAGACCCAUGGCCGUACAAGGUCAAUGCCAAGGGCGAACCUAUCCUGGCCACUCGAGACGACAUGAAAGACCUCUUGCCUGGUGCUUCCCCGCAAGAGCUCCAUGUCGCCACCGUGAAACACAACGAUAAGAUCCUCAGACAGCAUAUUGAAGAGGAAAAGACGCGCUGGGUCUACGACCGUGCCACCGGAAAGCAAGUUCUCUGGGGUACGUGCGUCGAGGCUAUCAAAGCUCGCGCGAAGGCCGAGGCCAAGAAGGAGCUGGUCCAGACUCCUGGAUUCGUUCAACAGGUCAAGCGGGAUCUAUGGUCAGAAUGGUGCGAGUCUUACGGGAUGGACCCCAGGGAUGGCCCGCCCAAGAAGCGUGCUCGUGCUCGUGCUCCGGCCCGCGCCGAAGACUCGGACUCCAUAACCACGACACCAACACCAGUUGGCGAGGGUCCCAAGCCUGGAAACCAAUCCCCGGUCACUGCCGCCGCGGUUUCAGAAGGAGUUGCGUUUGCUGCUUACCCUUCAUCUCGGAAGAGCCCUCCAUAAUUUCUCCCAGAUCACGAAUCUCGUCCUCUUUCUUGAGACUACAUCCUUG